AUGGAGGGCGAAUGCCGGGUGCUCUCUAUUCAGAGCCAUGUAGUCCGUGGCUACGUGGGCAACCGGGUGGCCAUGUUCCCUCUGCAGGUUUUGGGAUUUGAGGUUGAUGCCGUGAACUCUGUGCAGUUUUCAAACCAUGCAGGCUAUGCCCAUUGGAAGGGGCAGGUGCUGAAAUCCCAGGAACUGCAUGAUCUGUAUGAAGGCCUCAAGGUGAACGGUGUCAACAAGUAUGACUACGUGCUCACUGGUUACACGAGAGACACAUCCUUCCUGGCCAUGGUUGUGGACAUCGUGCAGGAGCUGAAGCAACAGAACUCCAGGCUCAUGUACGUGUGUGACCCUGUGAUGGGCGACAAGAGGAACGGGGAAGGCUUCAUGUAUGUGCCCCAGGACCUGCUUCCCGUGUACAGGGACAAAGUGGUUCCGGUGGCAGACAUCAUCACUCCCAACCAGUUUGAGGCUGAGUUGCUGAGUGGCAGAAAGAUCCACAGCCAGGAAGAAGCAUUCGAGGUGAUGGACUUGCUGCACUGUAUGGGUCCUGACACUGUGGUCAUCACCAGCUCUGACCUGCCCUCCCCACAGGGCAGCGACUACCUGAUCGCACUGGGCAGCCAGAGGAUGAGGAAGCCUGAUGGCUCCACAGUGACCCAGCGUAUCCGGCUGGAAAUGCACAAGGUGGACGCUGUCUUUGUGGGCACCGGGGACCUCUUCGCCGCCAUGCUUCUGGCGUGGACACACAAGCACCCAGACAAUCUCAAGGUGGCCUGUGAGAAAACAGUGUCUGCCAUGCAUCAUGUCCUGCAGAGGACCAUCCAGUGUGCAAAAGCCGAAGCAGGAGAAGGACAGAAGCCCAGCCCGGCUCAGCUGGAGCUGAGGAUGGUCCAGAGCAAAAAGGACAUCGAGGACCCCGAGAUCGUCGUACAGGCCACGGUGCUGUGAGGAUCAUGCACGCUCGCCCUGACACGCAGCGAGCUGAGGUGUCUGUCUCCAUCCCUGUGAAAAGCUGUAACGUCUGCCUUAGAGCCGUGACUGAAACUUGACAUUGUGUUCCUUCCUGAGGGUCGGGUCUCAGCCAGUCUCUAUCGUGAAAAUGUGCCAUUGUGCUAUUUUUUUUUAAAAAAUGACAAAGCCGUUGUAGAAAUAUGUGAUUCAGACCCAUGGCCCCUUCCCCAAAGGCUCUGGGCCUCUGACUGCCUCCUGUUGCCUCAUAGGUAUGUGGAAGGUAGGUGGGGGAGGCCUGCCUGCUGCCUCUGGAUCUUUCUUUCUGUUGGCCACUAGCUGCCAUUGUCCCAUGUGUCUACACAACCCCUGAUUGUGUAUAGACUCUGCUCCCUGUGUCUUUAAAACCGGGUUAGGUCUUAACCGUUGGCAUCUGAAGAAUCCGCCAAAUAUCUUCAUUGCCAUUUUGGUCCUUCCCUUGUUCCUGCAUUAGAGUUUCUGUGUGUCUCUGCUGCUCUUUGGGUGACAUCUCGAAUGUCAGAUAUAUGCAGCUGUUGGACUGUGUGGAAAGGUUUCCUAUUCUCAUGGCUGGGUAGGCUCACAAGCAUGUGGUCACUGACAGGAACCUUGUAAGGAAGCAGAACAUUCCAGAGCAUCUGCAGCCACCUGGGCCUCUGCAGGUUCUCCUGUCACUUGGGAGCAAAUUCUAGGAAACUGACCAACAUGGUGUUGGGCUGCUGAGCGCAGGGCAGCUUGGGAGUUCAGGGAAGUUGUCCACACUGGGCUUGUGUGAGUGCUCACCCAGGCCUGCAGGGCUGUCCGCUGGCCGUGGACCUGCCACAUGCUGCUGGACUGGACAUUGCUGAACAGGGGUUUGGACAGACAGGGAAGGAGAGGCAGAGAUGCCUCCUGCCCCCUGGUGGCAUACUUAAGUACUGGUUUCUCUCCUCCUCCACCCCCUUUUCUGUAUUCUGUGCCCACUUUAUUUUGAGGAGCAAGAGGCCCUUACGUGAAGCCAGUUAGCUGUCUGCCUUCUUGGAAGGUCUCUACAGAUCAUAUUGGCAUUGUGCAUGCAGGGGUGUCCCUUACACCCCAGCUGGAGACUGUGAUAUGUCCCUUUGCCUAUACUGCUCAAGGGUGAAUUUCCUGGCUCUGCUUCCCAGAGCUUAAGGUCCCUAGUCAUGUCUGUGAGUUUGGGCUUUUCACUCACGAUCUCUCUACCCACACCCAUCUCCCUGCUCCUCAAUCCUUGAGAUGUGUAUCCUCUGAGAAGCCUAAGGAGAACUGGGAGGCUGAAAGAGGUGGAGAAUAGAUCCUGCCUCCCUCUCUCCCAGAAGCAUAGUGCCUCCAUGGACCUCUGAGUGCCACAGCCUGUCACCCCAUUAAAAUUCCCCAGAUAGAAGAGAUGCUGGCCCAUGUCACCUGAACCAGCCCAUAGUCGGAGGUGCCUGUUAAGCUAUUUACAACUUUGAAGGAAGCAGAAAACUGGUCUCUCUCUCUC
Messenger RNA from Arvicanthis niloticus (Nile rat), 2440 nucleotides. Its product is annotated as pyridoxal kinase-like. The record is from RefSeq and is a predicted model, not a curated record. Gene Ontology annotation, molecular function: pyridoxal kinase activity. NCBI's taxonomy places the organism in Eukaryota, Metazoa, Chordata, Mammalia, Rodentia, Muridae. Gene Ontology annotation, biological process: pyridoxal 5'-phosphate salvage. Gene Ontology annotation, cellular component: cytosol.